AUGAGAAGCUCUUGGUUCAAUAAACUACACCUGUUUUUGGGUCCUAGACCACCACUCAACUGGUUACUUUUGUGUCUAGUUGGUGUCUUAGUUCUCAUUGCAUUAUUGGGAUCUUCUUCUUCUAGUGUAUAUGAUUCUGUCAAUGCUUCUGUUAGACUUCACAUUUAUACGAACUACAGAAGGCUAAAAGAGCGAGCAGUGAGUGAUUAUUUGGAGUUGAGGAGUCUGGGAGCUAAUCGCGUUAGUGAUUUUGAUCUUUGUGGCAAGGAAAGAGAAAAUUAUGUGCCUUUCUAUAACAUAUCUGCAAAUUUGCUAGCUGGUUUUAAAGAUGGAGAGGAGUUUGAUCGACACUGA
Molecule: messenger RNA, 354 nt
Organism: Fraxinus pennsylvanica
Lineage: Eukaryota; Viridiplantae; Streptophyta; Magnoliopsida; Lamiales; Oleaceae
Source: the annotation of a GenBank genome assembly